This is a messenger RNA of Adineta ricciae, 1116 nucleotides long. Lineage: Eukaryota; Metazoa; Rotifera; Eurotatoria; Adinetida; Adinetidae. The record is from the annotation of a GenBank genome assembly.
AUGUACGCGAAAUGUUUAUAUAUUCAUUUGAUAAAACGCAAUAACAAUUUUGUUUUAUACACAUCAUUGAGGGUAUCAACAAGUGCAAAUUACGAAGAGUACGAUUUAUUACAAUACGAAUUGAAAGACAACGCGAUUACAAUUCUUAUUUUAUUUGAAAUGGAAUCAAUUAAUCCUAAUUGGAGUAUCCGAUUACAAGUUAUUCUCUGGAGAAUUGUUUUAGGAAUAUCAGUGUCGUAUCAAAUAUUUCUAAUAUAUUUCUUUACGAAAAGCAAAGCCGAAGCGAGGAAUUUAAAAUAUAUCAGUUCAUCUUUAGGAAUUCCUCUACCUGAACGUUCCUAUGCAGAGAAUUGUUCAUUAAGAUGGAGUAUUCUGAAAAAUCAACUCGAUGGUUUUGUUCUUUCUCAUAUACUCGGUUCAUAUAUCAAAGCUUUGUUAUUUCGCGAUUAUUGGAUAUGGUGGAUCUUGUCAAUCAUGUUCGAAAUCUUCGAAUAUUCUUUGCAACAUCAAUUACCGAAUUUUGCUGAAUGUUGGUGGGAUCAUUGGAUAUUGGAUGUGGCAUUUUGUAAUGCUCUGGGGAUUUAUUUUGGAAUGAAAACUUGUCAAUACUUUCAACUUGAACAAUUUCAUUGGAAGGAAGUCAAACAAACUUGUCAUGAAGAAACAAAUCAAGAUUUUCUGUCGAAUCUAUUCAAUUGGUCACCAGGAAGAACGUUUCCACAUUAUCUCGGCUUGUUGUUUAUCAUUUGGUCAACUCUUCAAUGCGAAUUGAAUGUUUUUUAUUUGAAAUAUUUGUUAUGGAUUCCUCCUGAACAUUAUUUAGUUUCAUUGAGAUUACUGGUGUUUUCGUUGGUGUGUUCACCUGCUCUGCGAGAAAUUUAUCAUUAUUAUAUUGACCCUGAACAUAAUAAAUUAGGUGCGCAUACAUUUUUUAUGGUAUCGAAUAUUUGGACAGAGAGUUUGAUUUGUUUGAAGUUUUCCAAUCGAGAAUUUCCAAAUCCUGUACCUCCUCAUAUCAAACUCUUUUGGAGUAUGUUUUUAUCGAUAUUAGUCAUCUAUCCGAUAAUGGAAUAUAAUUUAAUCAAGAGAAUCAAUUCGAAACGACGAUUGGAUUAA